AUGUUUCGCAAAAUAUUGAUCAUUUGCCACCUCUCUGCCCGGCAGAUAAAGAAGUUUGAGAAGAUGGAGACGACGGAGGAGAGAAGGAAGGUGGCGAGGGAGAUCUACGAUAAGUACGUCAUGAGAGAGCUGCUCGCCCACGCUCACGGAUAUUCCAAGGAGGCAGUUUCACAUGUACAGACGAUUCUACUGAAGAAUCAGUUUCCCUCAGAUCUCUUUAAGCCAUACCUCGAAGAAAUCUUUAGUUCAUUGACAGGACGAAUUUUUAAGAAAUUUUUAGAAAGUGACAAAUACACAAGGUAUUGCCAGUGGAAGAACUUGGAGCUUAAUAUUCAAUUAACGAUGAACGACUUCAGUGUACACCGGAUUAUUGGGCGUGGUGGGUUCGGUGAGGUCUACGGAUGUCGGAAGGCAGACACGGGCAAGAUGUAUGAGGUGACUUACACUAUCACCUGUCACAGCACGGCGUAUUCUCUGAGCAAGAGAUGAGAUUCUACGCUGCAGAAGUUGUACUUGGCCUUGAACACAUGCACAACCGAUUUGUCGUCUACCGAGAUUUGAAGCCUGCCAACAUACUCUUAGAUGAGCAUGGCCACGCACGAAUAUCCGAUCUGGGACUGGCCUGUGACUACUCUAAGAAGAAACCUCAUGCAAGCGUAGGCACGCACGGUUACAUGGCGCCGGAGGUUCUAUCCAAAGGAACAGCCUACGACUCGAGCGCUGACUGGUUCUCGCUGGGUUGCAUGCUGUAUAAGCUGCUGAAAGGGCACAGUCCGUUCCGACAACACAAGACAAAGGACAAGAACGAGAUAGACAGGAUGACACUAACAAUGAACAUAGAGCUGCCUGAUCAUUUCACAGAGGAGCUGAGAGACUGCCUGCAGGGACUUUUAAAGCGGGACGUGGAGGAGCGACUAGGAUGCAUGGGACGGGGGUAUGCAAUGAAGUGUUUGGACAAAAAACGAAUCAAGUUAAAACAAGGAGAAACGCUGGCCUUGAAUGAACGCAUCAUGUUGUCUCUAGUCAGUACAGGGGUGGACUGUCCUUUCAUAGUAUGUAUGACGUAUGCAUUUCAAACGACAGACAAGCUCUGUUUUACCUUGGACCUCAUGAACGCUCUCCCUCCUUUCUUCACCAUUGUUUCCACCUCCACCUCUCUCACCAUUGUUUCCACCUACACCUCCUCCGUUAUUGUAUGCCCCUCCUUCUUGUCACUAUUGUUUUCGCCUUCUCCCUAUUUUCUUCCAUGCAUUAGAGGUUGGACACUAACGGGUUGUGUCUGUAUGUGCGUGUGUUUGUGUGUUUGCACAGAAUCGGACUGCAUUAUCCACGGUUACAUGAAGAAGUUGGGCGGUCCGUUUGCGUCGGCGUGGCAGACGCGCUACGCCAAGCUUUACCCCAACCGGGUGGAACUGCAUCCAGACUCCGGCAGUAACAAACCAGAGUUACUCUUCAUGGAACAGAUUCAUUCGGUGGAAUCGGAAUUCCAGAACGUGAAGGGGGAGCAGUGCAUUGUGGUCAACCUGAGAGGUCGCGAGAAGGUCGUGUUGACUCAACAGGACGAAGUCGGAAUGAAGGAGUGGAAGAACACACUGAUCUCAACGAAUAAGCUUUCCGAGGAGAUGCUUACCAGCAUGGCAAAGAAAGCGAGUCGAGUCUACGGGUCAGCCGAUCCCAGCGUGCCGGACGGCCACUCAAAGCCUCCGCUGCUGCGUAACAGCAGCAACGGAAACUGACGUCAUGCACACCGGCCGGCGUCGUCGACCUGAGGGUUCUCCGCGCCCCCCACCAGAGGGUGCCUGGUGCGUCUGUGCUCGACACACGGGGCAGCACUCUUUGCUGGGAUCAGAGAGCGGAGCUGGCUCCGCCGCGAUCGGCAAUCCACCACCAGGUGCUGUGCGCCGUCACCGAUCGCCGUCGUCACGGCAACGGGAUGAAGAGAAGAUGGCGCAGAGUCCCACUUGGCCGGGGGAAUAAUCGUUUGUCGUGACUGCGGCGGGAAACGUCGCGUCAGCCCGGUGCCGCGCCCAGAACUGCCGCAGAACUUCGCAUCUCUGCCGUCGAAGACUUAGACUUAUCCGUUAGAGGCCAGUAAGCAUGAAGUCUGGAGUGGGACGACGUCAUGAGGUGUGGAAGCCUUUACUGCGGCGCAUAGCAGGGAGUCGCGCUGACUGUGGCCCAUCGGCUUUGUCAGUGUCGCGCAUGUCGCAAGCUGGCACACGCUAUCAGCAAUAGGUACGCUGCUUCUGUCAGCUAGUAACCGAGGAAAUUGUGAGAAAUCAACGCGAGGGAAGAACUGAGGUGUGUAAUGGAUGAAUGCAGGGGCAUAACUGAGGUGUGUGCGUAUGUAGUGGGUGUUGACGUGUGCGAGCAUGCAUGGACAGGACAAAGCCAUGUAGGAGUGGGACGCCUAUGCAUUUGCACGUGUGCGUGCGUGUGUACGUGCGUGCAUGCGUGGGUGUGUACGUGCAUGUGUCCGUGUGGGGCAUGCGUUUGUGGGCUUGUGCCUCUGGGUAGCUUGCAUGCGUGCCUUUCUAAGUACGUUCCAGUGUGGGUGUGUGUGCGUGCGUGCGUGUGUAUACGUGUGGGUAUACUUAUGUGUGUAGCUGCGUGCAAGCGUGCGUGUGUGCGUGCAUGCGUGUGUGCAGGCUGCAUACCUAUGCGCGUGCGUAGUCAGAGCGCUGCAUGGUCAGCCAGGCAGUACAGUCUGAUGCCUCAACAUCUGCACGUUAUCUAUCACCUGCUGUCUAACAGGGCGACUUACAGUGAACUGUUAUGAACAAGCAAUACGUCACUGUAGCAGCAAUGACCAAAAGGCAUAUUAGUUACUGGGAAGCUGGUUUUCCCACCCUCCCCGCCCACAACGUCUAUCUGUUUUAUUUCACACAAGUUAAAUGAAACUAUAGGUUUAUUACAAUCAGUGUAGCGUGACGGCCAAUUGUGACGGCAGUUACUUAACGAUUAGUAUUUACUACUGCGUGCACACAUACUUGCUUUCUCCCGUGUCAAAUAUACAGUCUGUAUACUUCACCGGCCCACCCCGUUCUUUAGAGCAGGUAUCUCCCACCCCGUCAGACUUUCUAAUCUUCGUGCAAUAGCGAAUUUGACAACCUGGAAGUUUUUUUUAAUCUGAUGGUGGCAUCAGAACCUAGUCAUUGGUUUGGACAAUAUUUUAAACUUUUAGCCAUUUAACGUUUUAUUAUGAACAAGUCACCGGAAAGUUAAUGCACGCGUGUGGAGAGAGGAUGAGAGAUGUCAGAAAAAAAGGUGUAGAAUGAUUGUGCAUGUGAGAGUGUGCGGAAGGGUGAAAGGUAAAGUAUUUCAGCACAGAGAGAAAUCGAUUUUGUUGAAUCCAUUUUUGUUUGUUAUAUUGUAGCUGCGUACCCAUCUGUUGAAUCAUGAUAUAAUUAAAUAUGUAAACCGUUGGAGGAAUUUUAGUACGUUUACUCUGUUUUGUGAUAUGCUAUUCUAUUCUGCUACAAAUUGUCGACUGUUGAGUUGUUGCCUUUACAUGACAGCUGGCCAUCUGCAGAGGUGGCGGCAGUUGGAAAUUAUCUUGAAUCCGUUGUGAAGACGCCACGUCUGUGGCAGUUAAGGAGGGAGGGGUUGCCUGACUUUUAAUUAUUUUUUGAAAUCUUUACUCAAAAUAAACUAUCGGCCACAUUGUGAGCCAGGGGAUGGGUGUGACGCUACUCCUACGCUAGGUGUGCAGACGAAUGGUAAGGUGAUACAGCGGGGGUACUCGUCGAUAGAUCGACGAAUAUAGGCGUGUGCAGACUUCACCGCUGCGUCUAGGUGUGUCCAAUCUGGUGAUGUUCUCUCGUUGGUGUUCUUGGAGCGUACGCCUUUAAUGUGCCUGGGGAACACGAUCUAAUACGUUCUUGUUGUUACUACGUAUACGUGGAACGCGAAAGGUAGAAUAAACAUUAAACGUUUAUUCGAAAGGUAUCCGCGUUCAUUUUGGCAGCAAGGGGGAUUUUCAGACCCCUGUUCCAGCAUGUUAGUGUACACACAGGGUUUCUAGACCGGUUGCUUUUGUAAAUGUAUUACUAUUUAUGGUCUUGCAGUUUGUAUGUAAACUAGCGUGAUGUGACAAUCUAACCGUGUUAUAUAUUUACGUAAUUUAUAAUAUGUAUAAAUACAUUCGCCUGCAGUUGGAAUGCCUUGUUUGUAUAAACACUUGUCUUUACUCGUGAAUCCACGUACGUACGAGCCGACUCGUAAUAUAUAAAAAGCCUUACAGCUAGGGAAGGCAUUUUAUGUGAAGCCAUUUUUCCAAUAGGAGUCACUGCUCCCUCUAGGACUGUGUGGCAGCAUGUACCGAUGUUGCCAAGUCAUUUUGUAUAGGUGGGUGGAGUCGAUGGCAUAUGACCCUAUUCUGUGAUGAGCGUGAAUCUAAAACUACAAAACUCCAUGGAAAAUUCUGCAUGCGUCUCUUCGCGCUACCGUGUAUCGCACUCACGUGCACCACGUCCCUGCGCGCUGUGUGUAAUAGUUUUUACACUCGACGCCUGUGUACGAAGUCCAGUCAUCACCACCAGGUGUCGCCACAGAGCUCGUUCUGCAGGUGGGGAAUCGUGCUCGCAAUACUGUGAGUGUGAUGAGACUGAAAACACCUGUCUGUGCAAGAUAAAGGAUAGAAGCACCUGAUGCGGUUUUACUCAUUACUGGCGACACACGAAUUUCUAAUUGCAUUGUCUUACUCUGACUUUUCCUGCAUAUUGCCCUCCUUACCCAGAAAUACGCAUAUACAUAUUGUGUUAUGCAUUUUAUAUUUCAGUUUAUCUAAGAAAUUAUUAUUAAUGGCUUGAAUAUGUAUAAUGAAUUAUUUAAAUUGAACAUAGAACGAUUGUGAAGCUAUGUUAUAAAGUGCAAUAUGUAUUGUUAGCCGGUUUAUACUGUAAUAUGUCGGUAAUAAAGUGUGUUUUUGUGUGAAAUUA
Messenger RNA from Priapulus caudatus, 4940 nucleotides. Its product is annotated as G protein-coupled receptor kinase 1-like. The record is from RefSeq and is a predicted model, not a curated record. Gene Ontology annotation, molecular function: G protein-coupled receptor kinase activity; G protein-coupled receptor binding; ATP binding. Gene Ontology annotation, biological process: regulation of signal transduction; protein phosphorylation; G protein-coupled receptor signaling pathway. Lineage: Eukaryota; Metazoa; Priapulida; Priapulimorpha; Priapulimorphida; Priapulidae.